AUGGCAGGCAGCACAAUCCCCGUGCUGGCUUUCAGCGUGCUCGUGCUACUUGCCGGGUACAAGUUCAUCUACGCACCGCUAUUCCAGCACCCGCUCAGUCACAUUCCGUCGGCGCACUGGUCGAUCCCCAUCUUCGGCGACGUCUGGAUCACCUGGCAGCGCUACAAGGAACGCAACAACGCCGUGACCUUUGCGGCGCAUCGCAAGCACGGCAGUGUCGUGCGCAUGGCAGCAAAUGAGCUGGCGGUCGAUUGCGUCGAUAACGGCAUUCGUACUAUCUAUGCCGGUGGUUGGGAGAAGCAUGCCUGGUAUCCCCAGCGUUUUGCGAGUUAUGGUGUCAUGAAUAUGUUCUCUACCAUUCACCACCUUCCGCAUUCGCAGAAAAAGCGCACCAUCGCCAAUGUAUACAGUAAAUCAUACAUAGCGUCGUCGCCACAAGUCGCAGCCAACAGUCACGUUCUCUUCUCCCAGCGCUUCCUGCCACUGCUGGACCAGUACUCCAAAACCGGGGAAGCCGUCGACGUGCACGACCUGAACAACGCCAUGGCCAUGGAUUUCAUGUCGGCAUUCCAAUUCGGACUAUCAUCGUCAACCAACUUCACACAAGACGUCGCCAAGCGAAAGGAGAUCAUGCACCAUUACCACUGCCGGCGGGAAUUCGAGUUCUUCUCCGCCGAGCUACCCUGGGUUAAGACUUUGACCAAAAGACUCGGUAUUCCCGUCGUGCCGGACUUUUUCGACGUGGCGAAUCUGACCAUUGAGGAUUGGAAUGCCGACAUGUGCCGUAGCGCGGAUGACUACGUCGCUAAGCAAGGUAGUAUCGCUUCGCCCUUUCCUGGCGAUGAGCCUGUUGUGUAUAAUCAGUUCAAAUCUGGAAUGCUGAAGUUGCGAGCGAAAGAUGGAGCUGCCGGUAAAGCACUUUCGAGCGAGCAAUUGAUUCUCCCCACGACUCGACAUGAUGCACUGGACAAGGGUGGUGUGGACAAUGCAGACGACACCACCACGGCAGAGAUAUAUAGCGAUAUGCUGGAUCAACUCGGCGCAGGGCAUGAGACGUCCGCCAUCGCCCUGACUUACCUAUAUUGGGAGAUGAGCCAGCGACCAGAAUUGAUGAAAGCCCUGCGCAAAGAACUUCUCACGUUGACACCACCAAUUCAAUGGCCCCUGCCAACGGGCUUUGACUUGAAGGACUUUAACCUACCCAACCCCAAGCAGAUCGAUGCACUUCCGCUUCUCAAUGCCAUUGUUAUGGAGACCUUACGUCUACACACCCCAAUUCCAGGAAUUGAGCCUCGCAUCUCGCCAUACAUUGCUGGUGGAAGCACUCUGGGUGAGUAUUCUAAUAUACCGGGCGGUGUUCGCGUCUCGGCCAUGCCCUAUACACUGCACCGCAACGAGGAGGUAUUUCCUCAGCCCAAUUCUUUCAAUCCGUCCCGCUGGCUACCUGAGCAUACCUCGGAGGAACAGCUGAAGGAGAUGAACCGCUGGUUUUGGGCCUUUGGGUCUGGUGGUCGUAUGUGCAUAGGAAGCCAUCUGGCUACACAGGAAAUCAAACUUCUCGUGGCUGCGAUAUACUCGAAUUGGACGACAGAGGUUAUCGAUGAUGAGGGGAUCGAGGAGAUUGAUGCUUACACUACCAGGCCGAAGAGUAAUCGCCUGAUGUUGAGGUUCGCGCAUGUAUGA
Molecule: messenger RNA, 1683 nt
Organism: Exophiala bonariae
Lineage: Eukaryota; Fungi; Ascomycota; Eurotiomycetes; Chaetothyriales; Herpotrichiellaceae
Exons: 2
Coding region: 1-1683 (560 amino acids)
Molecular function (GO): heme binding; monooxygenase activity; iron ion binding
Source: RefSeq, a predicted model, not a curated record